AUGUCACGACGAUCAGCCCCUCAGCAUUUAUUUCAAUCCAACCUCUCCGUUGAUGGUGAGAGCCAUUUAGGAAACUGGACAGUCGCGUUAACUGAGAGUCGAGGGGUUGGUCGUGAGGUCGGCAUCGUCGGCAUUGAACGCGAGCUCAGCAGGGCCGUUAUUUCACAGCUGGCAGAUUCUCCGACAUAUGUCAAGAUCAUACAUUGGUUGCAUCAACGACCCCCUCGUGCCAUCCUCUUGGUCGCGCCUAGCCCAUCGAGUUCCCCGUCGAUUUUACAAAUCCUGCUAGAACACACAUUCCCCAACACACCUUUGACCUCACUACCGCGGUCUUCAUUUUCAUCAGAGAGAGGUCUAUCACUACUAAUCGAUUUGGGUUCGCCUGGUGCACAGAGCACGGCGACCAUAUCAGAAGUACGUCCUAAGUAUUAUGCGCUUGGAGCGGCCUCGGCAUUGAUCGACUGGAUGCAAGAUCAAGCUGGCCAAACGGGACAUCUCGGCUGGAGUAAAGGCUGUUUAAAUAUUGAAUGGAUCAGCAUCGAAGGUUCAAUGCUGAUAGACAAGAAUACCGCAGUCGAUCUGGAGCUCAUCACUAAUGCACUACGAAGUAACAUACUUGCGCCAUUGACUGACGUCGAAACCAUCGAAACCAGAUUGGACGCGGUUCAAGAAUUGGUAGAUCAAGAAGAUAUAUUUGUCUCUCUCCGAAAGGCACUCAAGCGACUAGCUCAGAUGGAUGUCGAUAAGAUGAUAGGCACUGUGGCUUUAUUCAGAACGAGUCGAAGUACCAGUAUAGCUUCGGAAGACCGUUCAGGGACCGUAUCCGGUUCAAGUAGGCGACAAGGGAGACAUGGUAUAUCCAGUUUUCAAGAUCCUUCCAUUGCAAUCACCCGAAAGUUAGAGAUGCUGCGUUCCUUGAGGAUAUUAUUAGAUUCUUUGGGUGCAAUUUGUGAAGCUCUUUCGCCAUGUUCCAGCAAACUGUUGAUCUUGGCAUCAGAGUUCUUGCGGGAUCCGGCACUGGAGGAGAUAUCUGAAGUGAUUCGCAAGACCGUGAACGAAGAUUCCUUCAUUGGGAUUCAAAAGGGGGGUAUGGCAAAGCAAAAUAUUCAUGCAUACGCUAUCAAAACGGACGACAACAAUCAACUAUUGGAUGUUGCUCGAGAAAUGUACAAGGAAAAUAUAUCAGACGCAAUUGCUUUACAGGAAGAGCUGCGUUCAACCUUUCACCUCCCUACCCUUGGGUUGAAAUUCGAAAACAGGGCCGGUUUUAUACUUUCUUUGAGCAAAGACGAUUUGAGGGCUACAAGCAACGACUCGGGUUUUGGACCGCAAGGCCUCCCAACUGUAUUCACGAACGUGAAAAAGAAGAACCAGUUGAUUGCGAAUUCUUACCAAGAAAUAUGUUUGCUGAGCGUCGGCUUUGCUAGUGUGGCAUCUACUCAACAAUAUGUUCGACCAGAGUUCACAGAUACACUUGCAAUAUCUGCAGGAAGACAUCCAAUAAAAGAACGUCUUGAUUCCGAAUUUCUUGAGUUCACUCCCAACGACACCUUUGCAAGCGAAACUUGUUCAUUUCAAUUGGUCACGGGUCCCAACAUGAGUGGUAAAUCGAUAUUCUUGCGCCAAAUUCCUCUACUCGUCAUCAUGGCUCAAAACGACGACCUAGAAGCUAGUCUUUCAACCUUUGCAUCAGAAAUGAGAACGAUGUCAAGCAUACUUUCGGCCUUGUCAGUUUGUGAAAAUGCUUUGGUUAUUAUCGAUGAACUGGGAAGAGGAACUUCGCCGCUUGAAGGGAUUGGUCUGGCACAUGCAUUCAGCGAAGAUAUUAUCCAGAAGAAGGCUUUCUGUUUCUUUGCCACGCACUUCAGAGGAGUGUAUCCCAAUGUAGUUUUUUUGCACUUGGAGACGCACAUACGCCGACAAGAAAUGGCUCUUGGACUUGAUUUCCAACACCGAGUAUUAGAGUUGAGUGCUCCUUUUAUAAGCUCUCAAGAAUCGGUGAUAAAGGAACCCUGUUCUAAUCACAUUGAACUAGUUCGAAUUGCUCUACUUAAAGGAAUCGAGUUGGCUUCCAUUGCCUCACUGCCCAAAGACGUUGUCAGCAAAGCACGAGAAGUGAUGGGAAUGAUGGUCUCUCUAGACCAGAAAGCUGACCAGGACAGUGAGACUUCUGCCAUCUUGAUGCGACGCAAAGUGAUCUUAGACUUUCCAGAUGUACCUUGGUCAAUCAGAAUUGAAUUGAUUCAUGGCGGCAAAUUGUGA
This is a messenger RNA of Melampsora larici-populina 98AG31, 2262 nucleotides long. RefSeq lists its product as uncharacterized. Gene Ontology annotation, cellular component: nucleus. Lineage: Eukaryota; Fungi; Basidiomycota; Pucciniomycetes; Pucciniales; Melampsoraceae. The coding region runs from base 1 to 2262 and encodes 753 amino acids. Gene Ontology annotation, biological process: reciprocal meiotic recombination; mismatch repair. The record is from RefSeq and is a predicted model, not a curated record. The transcript has 18 exons. Gene Ontology annotation, molecular function: ATP-dependent DNA damage sensor activity; ATP binding; mismatched DNA binding.